Molecule: messenger RNA, 1522 nt
Organism: Striga asiatica
Lineage: Eukaryota; Viridiplantae; Streptophyta; Magnoliopsida; Lamiales; Orobanchaceae
Source: the annotation of a GenBank genome assembly
CCCGCCUCACUUGUCCCCCAUGUGAAAACCCUUCAACCAAGUCUCCUCUACACAAAAAGAUCUAUGUGAAAAUUGGCUCCAUAGCCGAAUUUCCUCAGUCUCAAUAGGAUUUUCCUCAUCAUAAUCGAUAUUUUUUUCCUUUUUAAUUUCGAAAAAACCAUUUUAUACGAAAGAACAAGGGCAGCGGUAGGGAGAAACUGUGAUGAUCACUGGACGCGUGAUGUGAUUUAGUAUUUUUUAUUUCUUUUUUGUGUGGUUUUGGGGUAAAAGGGCUGCCGCGUGACUCUGCGGUGCUUUCAUAUGCGGUUCGUGUUGUGAGAUUUGCAGCUGCCGGAAGAUGGAAAAGAGGGCAUUUUUUGUCUUGGCCGUUGCUUUUGCGGCGGUCACCAUUUUCUCGAGCUCGAGUACUGUUGUCUCUCAUGCCGGAGAUCCUUUGAAGUCCAUUUUUGAUUGUAUUCCGUUAAACUUUGCGAUUGACUAUUCUUCUCAGUCUGUAGGAUUUACAGGUUCAGCGGCUUUUAUUAUUGCUGUCUUGUGGCUUGUUUCUUUCGGGUUGGCUCUCGUGGUGCUUUAUUGCUGUGGGUGGAAAAUAGACUUAAAUGGGAAAGAGUCGAGCUGGCCACACAGGAUAUGCCUUUGGCUACUUCUUCUGCUUACAAGUGCUGCAGCGCGAUCGGCACUUAUCACUGUUACUGCAGUUAUGCUUGUGAUAUCUAUUCUAGGUUUCGGUAUUUGUGUCAUCAGUGGAUGGUUACUUGUGACGGUCACUUUCAUCCUUUGUGGAGUUUUCGUUAUUCUGAACAAUACAAUUACAGAUACAUGCAUGGCCAUGGGAGAGUGGGUCGAAAACCCACACGCCGAGACUGCCCUAAGCAAUAUUCUCCCGUGUGUUGACCAGAAAACCACUAAUCAGACUCUUUUCAAAAGCAAACAAGUGAUUAACGAUAUCGUGAAUAUGGUCAACGGGUUUGUUGACUCUGUUGCGAAUUCGAAUCCGCCUCCUCAGGCUGGUGGCCCGGUUUAUUACAAUCAGUCGGGCCCGUCGAUACCUCAUCUCUGCUACCUUUACGACUCCAAUCUCCAAGAUAGGAAUUGUUCGGAUCAAGAACUCUCGAUGCAAAAUGCUUCGCUGGUCUGGGAGAACUACACGUGCUUGGCCUCAGCAGAUGGACUUUGCACUACAGUCGGGAGACUAACUCCGAAAAUGUAUGCAGAAUUAGUGGCAGCUGUUAAUGUUAGCUACGCUCUGCAACACUACGCCCCACCAUUACUUAGUCUGCAGAACUGUGAUUUCGUGAGGGACACAUUCGUAAAAAUCACCUCAGGCUACUGCCCUCCAUUGGAGCACCAUCUUCGUACAGUGAAUGUUGGUUUGGCUUUGAUCUCGGUUGGUGUGAUGUUGAGUCUCAUACUUUGGAUAAUUUACGCAAACCGCCCCCAAAGGGAGGAUGUGUUUGCCGGUAUAGCUUUCAGGCUACGAAUAGGUUCUUGUGGUGGAAAGAAUAAUAAUAAUAAUAAUAAU